Messenger RNA from Dicrocoelium dendriticum, 347 nucleotides. NCBI's taxonomy places the organism in Eukaryota, Metazoa, Platyhelminthes, Trematoda, Plagiorchiida, Dicrocoeliidae. The record is from the annotation of a GenBank genome assembly.
UGAGACCUGGCGUUGAGUUAAAAUUGCCUCAGGUUAUCAAGUCUAUGGAAGAAGACGGAGUUGCGCGAAUUAUUUCUGAGGAAGGCUUGUGCACACACGUAUUAUUCGCUCGGCACCAACAAAUAGAACUUUUCCGCCGAUUCUCGCAUGUCGUUUGUGUAGACGCUACUCAUGGCACUAACCGUUUGAACUUCAAACUAUACCAGUUUUUAAUAACUGACGGCAUGGGGUAUGGCCGGCCAAUAUUUUAUGCGUUUCUGCGUCGGGAAGAUUACGCAUCAUUGCUUACGUUGUUCGAAGCGUUUCGGGAUAUCAUGGGUCAUGAUAUUCCCGUCCGCACAAUAAUG